UGGCCACACACAAUUGUAAAAAAAAUUGAAGUUUUUGAUUAAAAUUUCGAACAAUGUGAUUGCUUUGAUGCUUUCAAACUUGAAUUUCUUUUUGAAGUCGAAAAUGAAAGUUUAAAUAAUAAUCAUUGAAACUGAUGAAAAUAAUGGAAACAGAAGAUGAACGAACGAUACUGGAUUACCUUAAUGAGGACUGCUGGCGCGCUGUGUUACAGUUCGUGCCAGCGAAAGACCUCAUCAGAACAGAGCGCGCCAGCCGCCGGUGGCAAGAAGUACUACUGUGGUACUUGAAAGGAACAGGAGUCCAUAUUGCAAUUGCAGAGUAUCACAAAGAAGACAACCCUAGUGUUUGUAGGGCGAAGCGGUCCUCAUACACAUCAUUUGAGAGUUGGACUAAAAAAUUAGGUUCAUUGGUAGUGGACACUUAUUGCAUUGGUUUGAAGAGUCUAGAAAUUAUCAAAGAAAACUGCCCGAACUUAGAAACCCUUACGCUUAAGGAUGUGCAAUGCAAAACACCAAAACUACUCCUCCAUCACAAUCUAAAUGAUAACUUCAAGUGCCUGCAGAGUCUGAAAUUACACUCUUGUAAUAUACCAGACAGCUGCAUGAACAAAUUCGUAGCAGAAAAAGCUUUACAAGAACUAAAAUUCUAUUGUUGUGACUCUUUAACUGGUCUCUGCCUUAAAAGUAUGGACUUGUCCAAUUUGAAGUUGCUUGAGAUAAACUUGUCUAAGGACUUUGAGUCCAAACACGUGCUUCCAGUCUUUGACCGCAUGAGCGAGCUCAAAACGUUAAAAGUUAGUGAUGUUUCUGGUGAAUUUCUUGAAGAAAUCCAGGUCGGGUUAGAUAAGAUGCCGAAACUGGAGAAGUUGGAGCUAGAUGAUGAUGAGAGGAUGAGGGGAGAAUGUGGGCAGCAAAUCAGCAGGCUGACCGAGUUGAAGCACCUCCGGCUGGCGUUUCAGAUGUUCGACGAGGACAUACAGGCGAUAACGCGGUGCUGCAAGGAGCUCGUGACCUUGAAGUUGUCCGAUUGUCGAUCAAUGUCGCGACGCAGCGUGCGCCCGAUAUGGAGAAACGCAGGCGCGCGCCUCACGGAGCUGGCGCUCAGGGAUUUCGACGAAGCGAAGGACGCCGACAUCGUGGCGCUCAUCCGCGGCUGCCCUCUCCUCACGAAACUAACGGUGACGGGGUCUCGUCAGCUGACGCGCCGCCUGCCGGCGCGAGCGGCGGCCGCGCGGCGCGGCGUCGCUCCCGGCAAAGUGCUGGAUCUGGACCUCAGCUUCACCAACCUGUCGAGUCAUCUUUGUGUGGAAGAUACCGAUGCCGAUGGACCACAUUUAGAUGUUUUGGGAAGGAAGUAUGUAGGCUUGAAUAUAAUAUGUUUCUAAAAUAUGUUACUUUAAGCGAAGAAUAUAAUGUAUGUUGUUAAAACUGCUGGUGUUUUAUUUACGGGCGGGGCCGGGAUAGAUAAAAAAGAUCUUGGUAAUAAUAAUAACUAAGGAAGAGUGGUUGUAGGUAUAUUAGACCAGGCGAAAAU
Leguminivora glycinivorella is the source of this 1534-nucleotide messenger RNA. RefSeq lists its product as uncharacterized. Bases 135 to 1385 code for a protein of 416 amino acids. Gene Ontology annotation, molecular function: protein binding. Lineage: Eukaryota; Metazoa; Arthropoda; Insecta; Lepidoptera; Tortricidae. The transcript has 8 exons. The record is from RefSeq and is a predicted model, not a curated record.